CAGAGGUGAGAAUCGAUCGAGAGCCAGAAUAAGGGGAAGGGAAAGAACAAGGGGGAUGGCAGAAGCGCACCGCACCCUCUUGCUCUUGGUGGUCGCCAUGAGUUGCCUUGUGACCGUGUCACAAGCCCACCAAAAGAUCCACAUCGUCGGAGGCAGUUACGGGUGGAAGAUCCCACCCAACAAGACGUUCUACGAGGAAUGGGCUAAUAAACAGAACUUCUUCGUGGGGGAUAAACUCGUGUUCUUGUACACGACGGGGUUGCAGAAUGUGAUAGAGGCGUCCGAGGAGGAGGAGUUCGUCUACUGCAAGCAGACCAACGUGGAGGACGUGCAGUUCGUGGGACCCACCAUCCUGGAGGUGACGAAGGCCGGUGUCCACUACUUCUACUGCAGCGUUGGCCUGCACUGCGAGGGCGGCCAGAAGCUCCGCAUCAACGUCACCGAUGAAGCCACCACGUGAUCUGCGAUCGUAACUCGUGCUGAGUGCAGCACGAAGAUUUGUGUUGCUGCUUCCUGCAUCCACGUUGUUUCUUUUCGUUCCCUCUUCUUCUUCUUCCCAGGAGAUGAGAAGCGGGAGUCGUCUUCUUAUGUGUGUGCGUGUGUGCGUGUUGUGGUCUUCAUAGUUGAAUCUCUCGUCAGAUUUGUUUGUUCA
This is a messenger RNA of Musa acuminata subsp. malaccensis (wild Malaysian banana), 652 nucleotides long. RefSeq names its product cucumber peeling cupredoxin-like. Gene Ontology annotation, molecular function: electron transfer activity. NCBI's taxonomy places the organism in Eukaryota, Viridiplantae, Streptophyta, Magnoliopsida, Zingiberales, Musaceae. Gene Ontology annotation, cellular component: plasma membrane. The record is from RefSeq and is a predicted model, not a curated record.